Messenger RNA from Arabidopsis thaliana (thale cress), 1080 nucleotides. Its product is annotated as B3 domain protein (DUF313). The coding region runs from base 1 to 1080 and encodes 359 amino acids. The record is from RefSeq and is marked reviewed. The transcript has a single exon. Gene Ontology annotation, molecular function: DNA binding. Gene Ontology annotation, cellular component: nucleus. Lineage: Eukaryota; Viridiplantae; Streptophyta; Magnoliopsida; Brassicales; Brassicaceae.
AUGAGUAGUAUGUAUCACGAUUACGAUCAUCUCACGGCUUCAGGGAAGGGCCUGUGGUCGAAGUUCUAUGGACUGGUGGAUGCGGCGGUUUUGUUAUAUGAUGAGAUACAACGUCGUGGCAAGAUCGUAUCUGAAGAAGAAAGCCAGAAGAGAAUAUUUUGUCUCUUCCCGAGAAGAAAAAGAUCGUCUUUGGUGAAGAGACAACAAAAGCUUAAUGGUGGUUUUAUCUCUUUUACUUCUUCAUCGCUUAUCGAUCUUAACCAGUUGCCGACUGAUUCUGAGAUCGAAGACCCACAAACCUCUGAUUCCCAGAUGAAAACCCUACAAAACUCUAGUUCUGAACCUUGCACUUCACUCGUACUCUUUGAUUACAAAACGGCUGAGUCCGAGAAGAUGGAGGCGAAAACCCUACAAAACCCUAGUUCUGAACUUUGUUCAUCACUCGUACUCUCUGAUUACAAGAUGGCUGAGUCGGAAAAGAUGGAGACGAAAGACCCACCAAACCCUCUGUCUUUGUGCCUAACGGGGAACACAAGCCGCAAGAGACGUGCUGUGGAAGAGAGGAAACGUACCGGUGGAUUCAAGAAGGCAAAGGUUGCUCCUUUUCCAGGGACAGCGAGAGAUACGCCUAAGUGGCUUGUCAAGGUGAUGAGAGACAUGAAAGAAGCCAAAGAUGCUAAACUGAUCUUUGAGAAGACUCUGUUUGUGACUGAUAUAAACCCAACACAGAACCGUCUCUCAAUGCCGUUCAACAACUUACUCCAAAACGAUUUCUUGACGUCUGUGGAGUCCAGAAUCAUAAAGGAAGACAUCAACAACAAUAAGAAGAUUGGAGUGGGAGCGAUUCUCGUGGAUCAACGGUCUGUAAAGUGGGGUGUGAUGUUGAAAAGAUGGGAGCUGAAGAAGGAAUCAGGAAAAGGAAGCUGGAACUACAAUCUGAUUUGUGGGUGGAACGAUGUCGUUGAGGCUAACGGAUUGAAAGAAGGCGACAACAUUAGUGUUUGGUCGUUCAGGUGUCGUGGAGUCCUUUGCUUUGCCAUGGAACAGAGUAGCUCUUCUCUUGCUCUCUGUCUCUGCUAA